AUGCCUCCAGCUAUAAACCUAAAGAGUGGCAAUCUUUCUGGCACUUCAAACUACCUAUCAUUUCUUGGUCACCGUCAGCUAGAGAUGCUUUACUUUAUUCAGCUCUCGGGUGAGCCACUCUUUAUCGACUACAUCAACUGCAUCUCUGCUCUUGUGGAACAGCUUCCCAAACACAAUGGACUGUACUAUGAAAAGUACUACCGUGAAAACAAAUGGCACUCCUUUACGAGCAGUCUCAAUAUGCACAGUAGAGAAUUUUAUUUUAACUUGAUUCGAGCUUACAUUCACUCUGGAGGUCGAGAUUUGUACUCAUAUGUGCAGUACGGCCAUGCCAUCACCACGGCUGACCAUGCAAGCAUGUUUGGCAAGUCUAUUCAAAGUGGCCUAAUUUACGCCCGAGCCUUCGACAUUAAUGAAGGCGUUCAUCAAAAGUGGAGCUCAGGAAAUAGCUGCUAUCUAGGCGCCAUGUUAGCGCUAGGCGUAGAUGCGCUCAAGCGAAAUCUAAAAUCAAUCAAUGAAUCACUAUCUUCAAAAGAGUGGCCUUUGAUUCAGGCAAAGAAUAUUGAUCGUCAGUGGAAGUUGGCCAUUGAGAUCACUGAAACGUGCCACCAAGCAGCCAUUCGAACGCGAACGGGCCUUCUGCCACAGCGGUUCAUCUUCACUCAGCAUGAGGAGGCAACCACCGCUCUGGUGACCAUUGGCAUACUGACGCCUGAACUGGCAGAGAGUUACUUUAUUCUCUGGCGACUGACACAUGAUCAAAAAUACCGAGAGUACGCCUGGCAACUGGUGAUGGCCAUUUACGAGCACUGUCGGACGGACAAUGGCUACGCCCAAGUACAAAACGUCAAUCGAGUGCCGACGAUUAAGAACAACGUUCAACUGCCCAUCUUUCUCUCUGCAACGCUCAAAUAUCUAUUUUUGACAUUCACCGAAGACAGUGUCUUGCCAAUUGACCAGUGGGUUUAUAGCGCGGCCGGUCAUCCAUUUCCGAUUUUCGGAAACAUUUCAGACAAUGGAUAA
Molecule: messenger RNA, 1023 nt
Organism: Macrosteles quadrilineatus (aster leafhopper)
Lineage: Eukaryota; Metazoa; Arthropoda; Insecta; Hemiptera; Cicadellidae
Product: mannosyl-oligosaccharide alpha-1,2-mannosidase IA-like
Exons: 1
Coding region: 1-1023 (340 amino acids)
Biological process (GO): carbohydrate metabolic process; N-glycan processing
Cellular component (GO): Golgi membrane; endoplasmic reticulum
Molecular function (GO): calcium ion binding; mannosyl-oligosaccharide 1,2-alpha-mannosidase activity
Source: RefSeq, a predicted model, not a curated record